AUGAAUAUUACUUACAUAUUCAUGUUCAUGUUCUUGUCUUCAAUGCACCAAUAUUUUGGUGCUUUAGAUACAAUAACUACGACACAUUUUCUCAAAGAUGGCGAUGACAAUUUUAUUGUUUCACGUGGUGGAACGUUAGAAAUGGGAUUUUUCAGUCCAGGUAAAUCCAAAAAUCGCUACGUGGGUAUGUGGUACAAGAACAUAUCUGUUAGGACCGUAGUGUGGGUUGCCAAUAGAGAAGAUCCUUUGAGGAGUAAAAAUGGUAUAUUGAAGGUCAUUGAGCCAGGAAUUCUUGUCCUUCUCAAUGACACUAAUAAUGUUGUAUGGUCAACUAAUACAUCGAGAUCUGUGCAGAAUCCGAUUGCACAGUUGUUGGAUUCCGGGAAUCUUGUUGUGAAACAAUCUGGUCAUGGUGUUAGUGAUGGAAAUUUCAUGUGGCAGAGUUUUGAUCACCCAACUAAUACACUAUUACCAGGCAUGAAGCUCGGUUGGAACUUUGUAACAGGACGAGAGGUGUAUUUAUCGUCUUGGAAGAAUGAAGAUGAUCCAGCUCAUGGUGAUUAUUCAUAUCACUGUGAUCCUUCAGGACAUCCACAGAAUAUCCUGAAGAAGGGAUCAAAUGUGAUAUAUCGCUCUGGAGUGUGGAACGGUCUUCGUUUUGGUGGGGCAAGAAACUCAAGAGACAGUACUUUCUAUAGAUAUGGAAUAUUCUCAAGUAAGACAAAGGUGUACUUUGGAUAUAACCUCACAUCUUCAGUUAUCGCGACAUUCAUACUAAACCAAAAUGGUGUAGCACAACUUUUGACUUGGGGUGAUGGAGAACAGGGUUGGGUUCCUUACCUCGUAAUACCUGGAGAUAAUUGUGAUACGUAUAAGUUAUGUGGCUCAUAUGGUAGCUGCAAAAACAAUGAUUUUCCAGUACUUUGUGGAUGUUUGGACAAAUUUGUGCCAAACAAUAGCAAAGAUUGGAACAAGGCAGACUGGUCAGGUGGUUGUGUUCGGAGAACUGAACUAAAUUGCCUUCAAGGAGACGUAUUUUUGAAGUAUUCGCAAAUUAAACUUCCAGAUACACGGAAUUGCUGGUCUAAUGUGACUAUGACACUAGAAGAAUGCAAGAACAUCUGCUCUAAAAAUUGCUCUUGUAUGGCUUACUCAAAUGCUGACAUACGCGAUGGAGGAAGUGGAUGCUUAUUGUGGUUCAAGGAUCUGCUUGACAUUCGGCAGGUACCCAAAGGAGGACUUGAUAUCUACAUUAAAGUAGCUGCUUCUGAAUCAGGUUUGCUUGUUGCUCUUUACCUGUUGAUCCACCAUAGAAUAAGGAAAAAGGAUUUAGAGCUCAAAAAGAAAGGACAGGGAAUAGCUGUCAAGCGGUUGUCUAGAACUUCCACACAAGGAGAAAAUGAGUUCAAGAACGAAGUUAUAUAUAUUGCUAAACUUCAGCAUAGGAAUUUGGUGAAGAUUCUUGGCUGCUGCAUUGAAGAUGAAGAAAAAAUGUUGAUCUAUGAGUACUUGCAUAACGGGAGUCUUGAUUCAUUCAUAAUUGCUAACAAAAUUUUGGCAGAUGACACACAAAGCAAGGUACUAGACUGGCCUAAGCGAUUUCACAUUAUCAACAUUAUAGCUCGGGGAGUUAUGUAUCUGCAUCAAGAUUCACAAUUGAGAAUAAUUCACAGAGACCUGAAAGCUAACAACAUUCUGCUAGACAAGGACAUGAACCCAAAGAUAUCAGACUUCGGCUUGGCAAAAAUAUGUGAAGAGGAUGACACUGGAGCCCAGACAAACCGAGUUAUUGGAACAUACGGGUACCUCUCACCAGAAUAUGCAUUGCAUGGGCUAUACUCAGUAAAAUCGGAUGUAUUUAGUUUUGGUAUCUUAGUACUUGAAAUUGUGAGUGGGAAAAGCAAUAGACGAUUCUCUCAUCCAGAUCAUUACCUUAACCUACUCGGACAUGUAACAAUUUUCAUUUUUUGUACUAUAUCUAUCCGAACAUAUUUAUCUACUAGUAACAAAUAUGUUACAAAACUAAAUCGUCCAAGUAUGUCAUCUGUUGUUGUGAUGCUAAACAAUGAAGGUGUAUUGCCACAGGCUAAACAGCCAGGUUUUUACAUAGAAAGAAAUUCGAAUGAAGAGGAAUUCUCUUCAAACCAAAAUGCAAAUGUUACAACAAUUUCCAUGAAACGCUUUAGCUUUUUCUAUUUCUGUUCCUCUAAUAUAGUGUCAUUUCUAUUCAUAUUUUCCACUGCUUUAGACACUAUAUCGAACGAUAGCCCCAUCAAAGAUGGACAUACCAUAGUUUCAGCUGGUGGAAACUUUGAGCUUGGAUUUUUCAGCCCUGGAAAUUCCAAGAAUCGGUAUAUCGGUAUAUGGUACAACAAUUUACCUAAAGGCAGAGAAGUAGUGUGGGUUGCCAAUAGAGUGAACCCACUGAAUGAAACUUCUGGCAUAUUAACAGUCAGUAGCAAAGGGAUUGUACUACUCAAUGGAAACCAAGAUGUGAUUUGGUCAUCAAAUUCAUCGAAAAGUUUGAUAAAACCAGUGGCUCAACUUUUGGACGCUGGAAAUCUUGUCUUAAAAGAUGACAGUUUGGUAAAUCAAAAAGACUAUGCUUGGCAGAGUUUUGAUUAUCCAGACAGUACUUUGUUACCUGGCAUGAAAUUAGGCCUUAACUUGGUCACGGGCAAGUAUUGGACUAUGUCGUCGUGGAAGAGCAGUGAUGAUCCUUCUCCAGGAGAAUAUUUGGAUCGCCUCGACACCAGUGGUUAUCCUCAAUUCUUUGUGUGGGAAGGUCCUGCAAUAAAGUUUAGCUCAGGAAUAUGGAAUGGACAUUUAUUUGUUGGAGGGCCAAAUUUGAAACCAAAUCCUUAUUAUACAUUUGAGUUUGUGAACAAUGACAAGGAGAUCUACUAUAAAUAUGAGCUUAUCAAUACUUCUAUUCCUACCAGGUUGGUCUUGAAUCCAGCAGGCCUGCUUCAACGACUCUUAUGGAUCGAACGGAACCAGAACUGGUUCCUUUACUCCACUGGACAGAUGGAUAAUUGUGACCGUUAUGCCUUGUGUGGUCAAUUUGCGCAGUGCAACAUCAAUGACUCACCUCCAUGUGAUUGUUUGAGAGGAUUUCAGCCUAAAAAUCAACAAGGAUGGGAUGCAGCAGAUUGGUCUAGUGGGUGUGUACGAAGAACUCCGUUGACAUGUGGGACAAGUGACAGGUUUCUGAAGUAUUCUAGUGUGAAAUUGCCAGAUACACGCCAUUCUUGGUUUGACAAAAGCAUUGGCCUCGAGGAAUGCCAAAGGCUGUGUCUGAAAAACUGUUCGUGUACAGCAUAUUCCAAUCUUGAUGUUAAAAAUGGCGGGAGUGGAUGCUUACUUUGGUUUAAUGAACUCGUUGAUAUCAGAGAAUAUGCUGAACUUGAUCAAGAUCUCUAUGUAAGGAUGGCUGCAUCAGAAUUAGGUUCAGGCUAUAUGGGAAACACAAGAACAUCAGUCAUUGCAAUUAUAUUAACAGUUUCAGCAAUCAUCCUUGUUGGUUUUCUAUUUUGGUUUGCUAUGCAGAGAAAGAAAGGGGAAAGAGGAGUAGGAGAAGGAGAAGGAAAGGAAGAUAUGGAAUCACCUUUGUUUGAUGUGAUGACUGUUUCUGCUGCAACUAAUAAUUUCUCAUCUGCUAAUAUCAUUGGAGAGGGUGGUUUUGGAUCUGUUUAUCGGGGAAAACUAUCAACAGGACCAGAAAUAGCAGUAAAGAAGCUCUCUAAACAUUCCGGACAAGGUUUUGAAGAGUUGAAGAAUGAAGUUGUUCUGAUUUCCAAACUUCAGCAUAGAAAUCUAGUUAGGCUUCUAGGCUGUUGUCUUGAAGGGGAAGAAAGGAUGCUAAUUUAUGAAUAUAUGCCAAACAAUAGCUUGGACUUCUUCAUCUUUGAUGAAUGCAGGAAGAAACAACUUCCCUGGGAAAAUCGUUUUCGUAUUGCAAUGGGAAUAUCAAGGGGCAUUCUUUAUCUUCACCAGGACUCCAGAUUAAGGAUCAUACACAGAGAUCUAAAGACCAGCAACAUUUUACUGGACAGUGAAUUGAAUCCCAAAAUUUCUGACUUUGGACUGGCUAGGAUUAUUGGUGGUGACCAAAACGAAGCAAGAACAAAGCGAGUAAUAGGGACAUAUGGCUAUAUGUCUCCAGAAUACGCAGUUGAUGGGAAAUUUUCAGUGAAAUCAGAUGUCUUCAGUCUUGGUGUUCUUCUACUAGAAAUAGUCAGCGGAAGAAAGAACAGAACAUUUCAUCAUCCAGAUCACCAUCAUAGUCUUAUAGGACAUGCUUGGUUAUUAUGGAACGAAGGAAAGGCUUUGGAACUAAUCGAUGAUUGUUUAAAAGAAUCGUUUGUGGAAUCCCAAGUACUAAGAUGUGUUCAUGUGGCACUGUUAUGUGUUCAACGACUAACAGAUGAACGACCAACAAUGUCAUCAGUGGUUUUCAUGUUGAGCCAUGAAGAAGUGGCAUUACCUCAACCAAAGGAGCCUGGUUUCUUCAUAGAGAGAAGUAUAGCUGAAACAGAUCAUUCAAAUGAGAAAAGAUGCAUCAGUGACAAUGUUUUGACAUUAACAAUUCUUCAACCAAGAUAGCAAUGGCGGAACCAGAAAUUCAAGAACCUUCUAUUGUAUAAAGGUGAUUCAACAACUAAUGUAUAUACAAUACAGAAAAUCUGUUCAUCCCUAUAUGUACAGUAAAAUAUUUUGACGAAGGGGCUUCAGUUGAAACCCCUCUAGACCAUGCAGCUCCGCCCCUGAUUGUUAUUGGACGAGCAUUUACUAACAUGCUUACAUAGAACAAUUGCGUAUAUCUUUCUGAUAUUUGAUUAAGACUCACGAGCCAUCGGGA
Molecule: messenger RNA, 4861 nt
Organism: Solanum tuberosum (potato)
Lineage: Eukaryota; Viridiplantae; Streptophyta; Magnoliopsida; Solanales; Solanaceae
Exons: 13
Coding region: 1-4605 (1534 amino acids)
Biological process (GO): protein phosphorylation; recognition of pollen
Molecular function (GO): ATP binding; protein serine/threonine kinase activity
Source: RefSeq, a predicted model, not a curated record